Molecule: messenger RNA, 825 nt
Organism: Sporothrix brasiliensis 5110
Lineage: Eukaryota; Fungi; Ascomycota; Sordariomycetes; Ophiostomatales; Ophiostomataceae
Exons: 2
Coding region: 1-825 (274 amino acids)
Cellular component (GO): cytoplasm
Source: RefSeq, a predicted model, not a curated record
AUGAGCAAGCCGAAGCCGGCGGAGGAGCGCGAGCGCGAGCGCCGCAGCAGCUCUAGCCGCAAGCACCGGUCCCGGCACAGCCGGCCGUAUGCCGACACGAUUGAUUCCCUCGACCGCGUUGGCGGUGUUGUGUACCACCACGAGGGUCCCUACGAUGCGACACUAGCGGCUGUCAACAGGAACAAGAAGAAGUCGCCGCUCGAGGCCGUCAAGGACUCCAACAACGAAGCCCUCAAGGCAACACCGCGCGAAUACAUUCAAGAUUCGUUGUCCAAGCACGUUCCGCUGCAGGGCACGUCCAACAUCCCGUCGGGUAUGCCGGACCGCAACGGCAAUGUGCUGCACUACGAGGAGGGUGCCGACCUAAUGCGGGAGCCGGAUGCCCCGGGUGGCGCGUACCGGCGGUAUGAUUUUAUUCAAUACCACCCCGACGACCUCAAGGGCAAGGGCGAGCCGUCGUACUCGAUUGAAAAGGCGAUGAAGGAAAACAACGGAAAGCUGCGCAAGCACAGCUCGUCGCUGAGCCACGGUGCGCCCCCCUCCAUGGUGUUCGAGAUGGAGACCCGCAACGGCCGCCGCCGCGGCGAUGGUGCCCAAGAACCACUGCUGUCAUCCAAAGGCAGAGCAACAGAGUCGACACGGCGUAGGAGCUUCAGCCACGCCUCGGAAGCAGGUCCCUCGGCAUGGAGGUCGGGUGCCGAUCUGGAUUCGGCGGAUCCCAACCGACUCGCUGUGUCCAACGACGGCAGUGGCCUCAGUCGCAGCGGCUCGAACCGCCUCACGGACGGCAUAAAGCGCCGUUUUGGCAGUUUACGGCGGAAGUAA